Messenger RNA from Dermacentor andersoni, 2913 nucleotides. Its product is annotated as RING-type E3 ubiquitin-protein ligase PPIL2. Gene Ontology annotation, cellular component: catalytic step 2 spliceosome. Gene Ontology annotation, biological process: protein peptidyl-prolyl isomerization; protein polyubiquitination; protein folding. Lineage: Eukaryota; Metazoa; Arthropoda; Arachnida; Ixodida; Ixodidae. Gene Ontology annotation, molecular function: ubiquitin protein ligase activity; peptidyl-prolyl cis-trans isomerase activity. The record is from RefSeq and is a predicted model, not a curated record.
UGUUCCACAAGUACAGUGUCCACAAGAAACCGAAACAAGCGUUGCUCCGUAGCCAAAGGCAGCAGCGGCGGGCGCAGCGACAUCACGUCAUGGCCGCUCGCAGGAGUGUUUUGCGACGCGACAGCUUUCUACAGUUUCUGAUCUAGUUCUGCGACGAUUUCUUUUCCUGGCGUGCGUGCUUCACGUCCCACUUGUGUCCUUUUUUUUUUUCAAAGUGUGAGACAGACACAUCCACAAGAUGGGCAAACGACAGCAUCAGAAGGACAAGCUCUAUCUCACGACUACGGAAUGGUCGACGAUCUACGGCGGUCGACGUCCCAAUGCGACGCGCCAGGCCGAAGGCUCCGAAUUCAAGCGACUGCCGUUCGACCACUGCGCGCUUUCGUUACAGCCUUUCGAGCACCCGCUAUGCACACCCGAAGGAAUCAUCUACGACAUCAUGAACAUCGUCCCCUUCGUCAAGAAGUACGGCAUCGACCCCGCAAGCGGCAAGCCCAUCGACGCCAAAAAGCUGAUUCGGCUCAACUUCGCCAAGAACGCCGACGGCAAGUACCACUGCCCCGUCUUGUACAAGGUGUUCAACGAAAACACGCACAUCGUCGCCAUCAAGACGACCGGUAACGUCUUCUCGUACGACGCCGUCGACCAGCUGAACCUUCGGGCCAAGAACUUCAAGGACUUGCUCACGGACGAGCCGUUCACGAGGCAGGACAUCAUCACCCUGCAGGACCCGAGCGACCUCGAGAAGUUCAAUCUCUCCCGGUUUCACCACCUCAAGCACAACCUCAAGGUGAUCGACCCCGAAGAAGAGAAGAUGAAGUCCGACCCCAAGUACACCCUGCGAAAGAUGAACGCCGAAACGCGCACCAUCCUCGACACGUUGGACAAGGAGUACAAGCCGCCCACGGAGGCGGAGAAGACGGAGAAAGUUGUCCGGAAGGCGGACAAGUUCAACGCCGCGCACUACUCCACCGGAGCCGUGGCCGCCUCGUUCACGUCCACUGUCAUGGAGGUCACCACUGCGCAUGAACCGGCCGUGCUGGCGGACGACGUGGUGCGUUACUCCAUGGUGAAGAAGAAGGGCUACGUCCAGCUCCAGACGACGCACGGCAACCUCAACUUCGAGCUGUACUGCGACGCCGUGCCCAAGACGUGCGAGAACUUCGUGGGCCUCUGCAAGAAGGGCUACUACGACAACACCAAGUUCCACCGGUCCAUACGCCACUUUAUGAUACAGGGCGGAGACCCCACGGGAACCGGGAAAGGAGGGGAUUCCCUUUGGGGGAAACCGUUCAAGGACGAGUUCAAGCCUAACCUCGUCCACCAAGGCAGAGGCAUGCUGAGCAUGGCAAACGAAGGGCCAAACAUGAACAAGUCGCAGUUCUUCGUGACAUACCGGUCUUGCCGCCAUUUGGAUUCAAAGCACACAGUGUUUGGCAAGCUGGUUGGUGGUCUGGAUGCACUGAACACGAUCGAAUCUGUCGAGACCGACAAUAAGGAUCGUCCCAUCGAAGACAUUGUCAUUCUAAAGGCUGUAGUCUUUGUGGAUCCUUUUGAGGAGGUAGACGAGGAGUUGAAGAAGAAGAGAGAAGAUGAGGCAAUGAAAAAGAAGCAAGGGGACAGUGAGCAAAUGGAAAAGAAACUGAAAGCCAAGAGGGUUCUCAAGGAGUUCCACAAGGGAGUUGGCAAGUACAUUGAUCCCGAAACUGCAAAGGCAGCUACCAAGGAGGCGGAAGCUGAAGUACCAGUGAAGAAAGUGAAGGCAGUGACUGGAAAGUUUGGGGACUUCAGUUGCUGGUGACAAAACCAGAAAUAUUGUUUUCAUUUUUAAGAAAGUUCAGUUCAUCUUUUAGAUGCAUUGAAAUGCCACACAUGUACCAUUUCACUUGACAGAACUUUUCAUGUGCACAUGUUUGGAACACGGUCAGUGGUAUAGCCAUCUUUCUCGGCGUGGGAUGGCUUUAUCAUAUGAUAGCUGAAGCCCAGUUAAUUCCCUGGUCCUUCCCCCUGAACAUGGCAUGAUUUGCUUAAAAAUGAUCUCUACUGCCUCAUAGCAUAACUGCUGCAUGAUAAGGUAUUUGUUGUUAGGAGGAAGAUAACUCCUUCCCUCCUUUUGAAUACAUGUGAAAUUGGAGUUAUUCAUCAGGAAACUGUGGAACUGAUUUGAAUGUAAAAGAAAAAGUAGAUUCAAGCGAAUAUAGGGAGCACAGUUUUCACAAAUAUCCAAAUAUUUUGUCAAAAUUUACGUGUCAAUUUUGAGAAGCCUUAGCUCUGCUACGAGAAGUGGGCAUGAUGAUCCUGUAGAAAGCGCCUUAUGCAGUGUUUAAAAUGAGCAGGAUUUGUGUAUUGCACAUUAUGGUGAAAAAUAUUGUUAUUCUUUAUCAAGACAUUUUCAGAAGUCACAUAGAAAAUUUAUGUAAAGCACGAAUUAAUAUGGUAAAUUAGUCCACUUCGAACUCUAUCAAUUGAUAUUUAUCGAAUUGCAAUAUAAGUUUUCUUGUAUUGAUUUGAGCAUUAUAAGCGGGCUUCAAUUUUUAGUAAGCCUCUAAUCUUAAAUAUGACGGCCUUCAGGAAAAUGUCUGCUUCCAACAAUAACUAGAAUUAACUUUUUUUUUCAAGGCCGACAAAUUUUAUUCAGAUCUGUUCAGCGCCUAAGGGCAUUUCUGGUAUUUUUGAAUGAAGGAUGAAUAAAGCUUUCCAAUGAUGUGCAUGAUGAGAGCACUAGCAUUGCAUCCUGGUUGAAGCAGAACACAAUGUCGUAAGGCCAAGCUGCUUGUGGUACUCUGAGAGCACCCACAACACGGUAUAGCUGUAAACUAAGUUUCAGAAGCUUGUGUGAAGAAACUUGUAUGUCUGCAACGAUUCUGUCAUCUGUGUAUCAGAAACAUGUAUAAACUUUGUACAUAAGACAAA